AUGACAUCAAGUGAGCCUGAAUAUGACAGUAUUAGUGCGCAAUAUAGUGCAGUGAAGAAAACUCAAGUUGGUAACAUUAUCGAAUAUUACACAGUUUACAAAUGUAUACUUCCAUCAUUACUGGACGAUAGUGGCUUGCUAACAGGAAAGCGUGUACUUGAUUUGGGAUGUGGUGAAGGUCGUCACACACGUCAGUUAAAAGCGUUAGGUUGCGAUUAUAUUCUCGGCGUUGAUCAAAGUUCAAAAAUGAUCGACCUCGCUCGUGAAGCCGAGUGUCUUGAUCCAAAAGGCAUCGAAUAUUUGGUAGGUGAUGCCAAGCAACUUCCGCCACCUGAGAAACCUUUUGAUUUGGUCACCGCCUUUUGCCUAUUUCUACACGCUCAAACACGAACAGAAUUACUCGAUAUGGCACGCACUGUUUAUUCGCAACUCGGUGAAAACAAACAGUUAAUUGGUGUGACGGCGGAUUUCAAAUUAGAUCCACCCGAAUUCAAUCUACGCAAAUAUGGAUUAAUGAAAUCGAUCAAAGCCUCUGUGGACAAAGGUUUAAUACCUGAUGGCACAGAAGUCAUCAUUACAUUUUAUAACGAACAAGACGAGCCAAUGUGUCAAAUAACAGACUAUCAUUACUCACUGAAGACUUACGAAGAGGUGUUCACAGAAGCUGGGUUCAAAUCAUUGCAAUGGGUGCCCUAUCAAUGCGAUCCUCAAAUGCCUAAUAAAGCAUUCUUUGAUGAUUACAUAAAAAACUCGAAUGCAAUUGCUAUGAUAGCAACAAAAUAA
Rotaria sp. Silwood1 is the source of this 783-nucleotide messenger RNA. NCBI's taxonomy places the organism in Eukaryota, Metazoa, Rotifera, Eurotatoria, Philodinida, Philodinidae. The record is from the annotation of a GenBank genome assembly.